CUCUUUUCCCGAGAGAACCCAGGACUGUCCGCCGACUUACAACCUCCCUGUUCAAUCGCACGCUGCAUGUGCAGCCGUCCGCUGUCUACAUAUAUAUAUAGAACUACAACCUGGUUUCAAUACCGACCUCACAUAGUCCUUCAAUCGUUGAGACACAGGUUGCGAUCGUCCCCACUGCGGACGAUUUCCAAAUAGAUAUACCUUUGGAAAACCGGUCGGCAAGCGAAGGAACGAAACAAAGGGAAACACCGCUUGGAAGUCAUGGCGUGGGCUCUGGGCUUGACGUCGGUACAACAGUGCAGCAUACGGCCGAUGGGGUUGCAAUUGUGCGCACAGGCAAUAAGAGCAGGCCGCGGACAUGUACCAGCGAUGGCAUCACAACGGCCGAGUGCAGGCUCAAUACACAGAUUCCUGCGAACACCUCCGCCGAAAUCAAGACGGGUGGGUGAUACCCCACCACAGUACAUCCCAUCCCCAUCCCCUCUCCCUCCCCAACAAGGUCAGCGACUCGGCAGAAUACAACUAGCGAAGCAAGUCCCCACCGACCACCCCCCCACCGACCCAUCUCUCAUCCCCCACACAUCCAGCCCCAAGCGCACCAUCCUCCGCCCUAUCCUCUUCUCCCUCGCCGUCGUGGGCCUAUCCUUCGGCGUCGCAUCCUACGAACGCGCACGCGGACGCUGGGCAGCCGAAGACAAAACCAAGCUGGGUGCCUUAUUCAACCUCGACACCUUCUUCGGCACCGACUCAAGAUCAUCGACACCCGCCACGAAACCUAAACCGGGUAGUUGGGAAACCUACCUCCCUGAACCCCUCUUCCGGAUCAAAUCCAUGCUCACCCACUCCUGGGACACCGCCAAACCCUCCCUCAAGCUGGUAUACAGCAUCAUCGGCCUCAACACCACCAUCUUUCUCCUCUGGCGCAUUCCCUCACUCCAACCUUUCAUGCUCCGCCAUUUCACUCACCACCCUCUCUCCGGGCGCUCGUACACUUUGCUGACAUCCGCGUUCAGCCAUGAAGGAUUGCUGCAUCUUACGUUCAAUAUGUAUGCGCUGUAUGGGUUUGGGACGUUGUUGCAGGAUCGCGUGUUGGGGAGCACGGAGCAGAUGGGCGCGUUUUAUGUGAGCGCGGCGGUGUUGGCGAGUUUGGGGAGUCAUCUGUUCACCACACUGUGGUUGGGGAAGUAUAGAGCCGUGAAGGGGAGUUUGGGAGCUAGUGGGGCUAUCUGGGCGACAUUGACGGGGUAAGUCGGUCAAUCCCACCUCUACAAUCUACCCUACCCACCUCUCACUCACCAUCCACUCCCACAUCCACAGCUGCGCUGCAAUGUACCCGCACCUCCCCGUCGGCAUCAUCUUCCUCCCCGGCCUGCACUUCACGAUGGGCGACCUCCUCCCGCUCAUGGUCGGUCUCGACGUUGUUGGAUUAGUUCGUGGCUGGGCGAUGUUUGACCAUGCGGCGCAUUUGACGGGGGCUGUUGUCGGGUGGCUUUAUGUGAUGUAUGGACGGCGGUGGUGGGUGGAGGGGCAGGGGUG
Messenger RNA from Fimicolochytrium jonesii, 1536 nucleotides. RefSeq lists its product as uncharacterized. Gene Ontology annotation, cellular component: membrane. Gene Ontology annotation, molecular function: serine-type endopeptidase activity. NCBI's taxonomy places the organism in Eukaryota, Fungi, Chytridiomycota, Chytridiomycetes, Spizellomycetales, Powellomycetaceae. The transcript has a single exon. The record is from RefSeq and is a predicted model, not a curated record. Bases 262 to 1248 code for a protein of 328 amino acids.